Messenger RNA from Rasamsonia emersonii CBS 393.64, 669 nucleotides. RefSeq names its product Endoglucanase. Gene Ontology annotation, biological process: carbohydrate metabolic process. NCBI's taxonomy places the organism in Eukaryota, Fungi, Ascomycota, Eurotiomycetes, Eurotiales, Trichocomaceae. The record is from RefSeq and is a predicted model, not a curated record. Bases 1 to 669 code for a protein of 222 amino acids. Gene Ontology annotation, molecular function: cellulase activity. The transcript is spliced from 4 exons.
AUGAAUGUCAGAGCUGUUGUCUCUGUUUCUGCCUUCUUGCUGACGCCUUUGGCUUCAGCCCUGACAGGAACCACCACAACAACAUGGGACUGUUGUAAACCAGCGUGUAGCUGGACGCAAAAUGCCCAAGCAGGCGGAGCAAGUGGUACCGUCGCCACCUGCAACAUCAACAACCAGGUACUCAGCAAUGGUGCCUCUGCUCCCAGCGCCUGCCAGGGAGGCGAUGCCUACAGCUGCUCCGACUUCCAGCCCAUCAUCAUCAGUGACACGUUGUCGUACGGAUUCGCUGGCAACUGGGAGACAAGCAACUGCUGCAAGUGCUUCCAGUUCACCUGGACGUCGGGGGCGGGUGCGGGCAAGUCCAUGAUCGUCCAAGUUGUCAAUUCUGGCGGGGUCAGUACAGGCGAUUUCGACAUUUACACGCCUGGUGGCGGUGUUGGAGAUUACAAUGCCUGCACUUCGCAGUAUGGCGCGCCACCACAGGGAUGGGGUGCUCAAUACGGCGGCGUCUCCAGCGACGCUGAAUGCGACCAACUCCCCUCGAUCCUGCAGCCUGGAUGCCACUGGCGUUUCGAGUGGGCAGGAGGUGGCAUCAACGGAUGGACGACUGAGUACGAGGAAGUCGAUUGCCCAAGCCAGCUUACUUCCAUCUCAGGUUGCUAUCCGUGA